Messenger RNA from Hyaena hyaena (striped hyena), 9690 nucleotides. It is a transcript of the gene NHLRC2, whose product is annotated as NHL repeat containing 2. Bases 225 to 2405 code for a protein of 726 amino acids. The transcript is spliced from 11 exons. NCBI's taxonomy places the organism in Eukaryota, Metazoa, Chordata, Mammalia, Carnivora, Hyaenidae. Gene Ontology annotation, molecular function: protein binding. The record is from RefSeq and is a predicted model, not a curated record.
GGGACCGGUGGCUGAAUUACGGGCCCGGGAAUUGCAACACUUUGUACCUUAGCAUCGGAAUGAAUGAUUACAAAAGAAAAGGUGUCGUUUGCGUGGAGUAGGGGCUGGCGGAGAGUGAAGCGAAUGUGCCGAUUUGAAACCACAGGACUGUAAGCGCCUCCUCUCUCCCCGCACGAGACCCUCCCGCGGGCCCGGCUGCCGCCUCUGGACCGUCCGGAGAGAACAUGGCGGCCCCCGGCGCCCGGGGCUGCAGCCUCGCGGGCCUGCUCCCGGCUCAGACCUCGCUGGAGUACGCCCUGCUCGACGCCGUCACCCAGGAGGAGAAGGACAGCCUGGUCUACCAGUAUCUCCAGAAGGUGGACGGCUGGGAGCAGGACUUGUCAGUGCCCGAGUUUCCGGAAGGAUUAGAAUGGCUGAACACAGAAGAGCCUAUUUCUGUCUACAAGGAUCUGUGUGGAAAAGUAGUCAUCCUGGAUUUCUUCACCUACUGCUGCAUAAACUGUAUUCACCUACUGCCUGAUCUUCAUGCAUUAGAACACACAUACUCCGAUAAAGAUGGUCUUCUGAUUGUUGGUGUUCACUCGGCUAAGUUUCCAAAUGAAAAAGUCCUGGAUAACGUUAAGAGCGCCGUUCUUCGAUACAACAUCACCCACCCUGUGGUUAAUGAUGCAGAUGCCAGCCUGUGGCAAGAAUUAGAAGUCUCCUGCUGGCCAACUUUGGUCAUAGUUGGACCUCGUGGAAAUAUGUUAUUUUCUUUGAUUGGAGAGGGACAAAAAGAUAAAUUAUUUUUAUAUACUUCAAUAGCUUUAAAGUAUUAUAAAGACAGGGGACAGAUCAGAAAUAAUAAAAUUGAAAUAAAACUCUAUAAAGAUUCUUUGCCACCUUCACCAUUGCUGUUUCCUGGCAAAGUAACAGUAGACCAUGUUUCUAAUAGAUUGGUAAUAGCAGACACUGGACAUCACAGAAUUUUGGUCGUCUGGAAGAAUGGACAAAUUCAGUACAGCAUUGGAGGACCCAACCCUGGAAGAAAAGAUGGAAUAUUUUCAGAGUCAACUUUUAAUUCACCACAGGGUGUAGCCAUAAGGAAUAAUAUCAUAUAUGUGGCAGAUACUGAAAACCACCUUAUAAGAAAGAUUGAUCUACAAGCUGAGGUGGUGAGCACUGUAGCUGGCAUUGGAAUUCAAGGUACAGAUAAAGAAGGUGGAGCUAAAGGAGAAGAACAGCCCAUUAGUUCCCCCUGGGAUGUAGUUUUUGGGGCAUCAGGGUCAGAGGUCCAGAGAGAUGACAUUCUCUGGAUAGCCAUGGCCGGGACACACCAGAUAUGGGCACUGCUCCUGGACAGCGGCAGCCUACCAAAGAAAAAUGAGCUGAAAAAAGGAACCUGCCUUCGGUUUGCUGGAAGUGGAAACGAAGAGAACCGAAAUAAUGCAUAUCCUCACAAGGCAGCCUUUGCCCAACCUUCUGGUCUUUCUCUGGCCUCUGAAGAGCCCUGGCACUGCCUGUUUGUAGCAGACAGUGAGAGCAGUACCGUGAGAGCCGUCUCCCUGAAAGAUGGGGCGGUGAAGCACCUUGUCGGAGGAGAACGAGACCCCAUGAAUUUAUUUGCUUUUGGUGAUGUUGAUGGAGUAGGAAUCAAUGCCAAGCUUCAACACCCACUUGGAGUAACCUGGGACAAGAAAAGGAAUGUACUUUAUGUGGCAGAUUCUUAUAAUCACAAGAUCAAAGUUGUGGAUCCCAAAACAAAAAACUGUACAACAUUAGCAGGAACUGGAGACGCAAGUAAUGUUAUCACUUCCAGCUUUACUGAGUCAACUUUUAAUGAACCAGGAGGCUUGUGUAUUGGAGAGAAUGGCCAGUUAUUAUAUGUAGCGGACACCAAUAAUCAUCAAAUUAAAGUGAUGGAGUUAGAAACAAGAACGAUAUCUGUGCUUCCAGUCUUCAGAUCUGAAAACGCUGUUGUAGAUGGCCCAUUCCUAGGAGAAAAACAGAAGACAUUACCCAAACUACCUAAAUCUGCUCCAAACAUUAGACUUUCACCAGUGGCUGCAUCUCCAGGCCAGACUCUGCAGUUCAAGCUAAGAUUAGACCUCCCCUCAGGAACAAAGUUAACUGAAGGAGUACCCAGUUGUUGGUUUCUAACAGCUGAAGGCAAUGAAUGGCUUCUUCAAGGACAGAUACCCUCUGGAGUAAUUGAGAGCAUUUCCAGUCAACCAGCCAUCUCCCUGCAGAUUCCUGGAGAUUGCCUAUCACUUGAAGCCGUUCUGUCUAUCAGCGUGUUUCUUUAUUACUGUAGCGCAGACAGCAGUGCCUGUAUGAUGAAGGGAAUUAUGUUCAGUCAGCCUUUACAGAUCACCAGUGCGCAGCAAGGGUGCAUGACGCCAGUCGAGCUCGCGUAUGUAUUUUAGCAAGCCAGCUAGCUACCCAGUCACCAGAGCCACUGUCCCCCGUCCUCCCAGCCACUGUACCUUACGAAACGCAGCUUUAUUUCUGCCUCUGGAUACCAAGAGACUCAGUGCUCAGUUCUAGCAACUGAUACUAACGUAAAGCUAUGCUCCAUAUUUACUUAUCUGUUAGAAACCAAUCCCUUCCUUCUGGCUGUGUACCAGAGAAAUCGUUGACCAUCAUUUGAACCACGAUUUUGUAAUCUGUGCUAUUUGGCACAAAACUUAAGUCCACACUAUAGUCUAGACUAUUAUCAUGACAGUAAUUUGCAAUGAAUACUGAUAACAAUAGUGAAACCAAAUAUUUUAACUAACUUUUUCUAUUUUUAUUAGUAGUGAAUAGCACAUUUAAAUAUAUACGUUUCACAGUAACUUUAAACAGAACCUGAGAUCUAGUCCACGUGUUGGUAUCAGGACACCUGCCAUUCAGGGCCUAAGGUCGGUUUUAAGCCAAACAAACAACAACAAAAAAAAGUCUUCAUGUCACAGUAGAAGCUUAAAGAGUUAUCAGGGUGGUCGAUAUGUUCUUUGUUCUCCUCUGUGAUUCUCUCAUUUGAGAGCAAUUUAAAAGAGAAUUUCUAUUUUUUAUUAUAAAUUAUUUGCUAUGAUAACAUACUGUUAUUAAUGCCUUAUAACUCUAUACAGAAAAAGAUGUCUAAAGAUGUACUGACUCAAUUCCUUAACUUUUUUCUGAAUGAAUGCAGUCUUAUCAGAUGAUAAGUGAGUCCUCAGAAAUACUAGAACUCACAAGGAGAAAGGGACUUUGGGACAUAUUACUAUCCGGGAUACUAUUUAUGAUAAAGAAUAAAUUGUGACGGGUGAAUCUGAGUAAAUGGAUAUAAACAUUUUCUCAGAGGUUUAAAUUUCACUUGUAAGCGUGAAAAUAUGCAGAUUCGUUGCAUUUGGGGUUUUUUGGUUCCCAUAUUUCAGAACUUUAUUAAAUGAUGAUCAUUUAUUGUGAUGUUUUUAAAAAUCACUUUUAAGCCUUCAAGGAAAGUUUUAGUGUGAAGCACUUUCAUCCUAUUAAUAUGUAUAUAUAUUUAUUACUCUUUAAAAUAUUAGGGCUGAAACAUAUAGUGAUUUAAUGACAUUGGGGUGGCUUUUAACCCCAAAAGAAAUUUGUCAGUAGAAGAUAUGGAAUGUUUUUUUUCUUAUCAUAAUUUCCCUUUAUAACUAUUUAAAAGCCUAUUCUUGUUUUUACUAUAACUGAUUCAGUAUGUUUGUGAUUUAAUCAGUGUACAGGAUUUUGAAAAUGCAAGGUAUAAACUAUAUUUCCCCAAAAAAUCUUUAUAGGCAAGAUGACAUAAUAUGCUUUUCCCUCCUUCAGAAACAAAUCUUUAGAGUACCAUCAUUUGCCCAUUUUUCUUUCUGAAAUACAGUUUUGAACAUAAUAGCUUCAUUUAGUGAGGUUCUCUAAAUCUCUGAAGUAAGGAAAUGCAAAGUCAUGGUUUGGAUUUAAUUUGUAAACUGCUAAAGCUAUUUUUAAAGAGAAGCAUAAAUGUAAAAUUAAAAGGAAUCUUGUUUAAAAUUAUUAUGUAAUUACCUCAUAAACCUUUUCUUUCCAUAAAAAGCAUUCUGUGUGAAAGGGAUGAAUAACAUUAAUAUUCUCUUUUAUGAAAAAUAGGCUGAAGUCCUGUUUUAAUCUCAUUUGAAAUAUUAUACUUUUCAUUUCCAUUUGGACAUAAUAAGAAUAUGUUGGCUUAAUCUUUUCCUAUUUAAAGACAUAAACGUUUUCACUCCCUGGGAAAGAAGUAUAUACGGUUUUAUCCUAAUUCAGAAAUACCUGAUAAUUAAUUUUUCAGUAUAAUACACAAACACAUAUGUAUUAUGUUAUCUCUUAGAAUCUAUUAAUAUUCCUUUUGUCUAGACAGUUUUCAGUUAGGAUUAAGCUUAUACUUUUCUUUCAAAGUACAGUUUUAUUGAACAUUCUUAUUCUUAGUCACCAGUAUGCACUACUUUUUACAUUAAAAAUAUUAUUUAUGUGGAUUUAGUAUGAUUUUUUUAGGAAUCCUACUAAAGCAGUAUAAAUAGGUUCCUAGAAUUUAUGACUAACAUAAACCUCUUACAUAAGAGGAAGCACUAGAAAGUUUAUUUUUAAAAACUUCUUGAUCCUUUUCUGCCUUCUGUUUUCUGUAAGGACUUGCAUGUUUUUUUAACUUUUGCUUUUCUGUUAUAAAUUAUGCCCAGUGAUAGUUUAAAAAGAGUCAGAUUUCAGUAUAAGUCACCUUAAUCGAAGUGCCAGUAAUGUGGCAUCACACACACUUUGACUCAGUACCUGGGGUCUUUGCCCUAAAUUAUUGUGCAGUUUUGUCACUAUUUUUUCCAUCACACUCUGGGAUAUUAUUUCACAAGUAGUGAAACUUUUUUUUUUUUCCUGAAUUUAUACUCAGGAGUAAUAGGUUCCCUGAAAAGAACUUAGCUUAUCUUAAAUAUGCUGCCUCAAGCAAAUAUUUAACCUAUUCACAAGGAAAAACUUUACAGUUGAAUCACCCACAAGUGUAAUUCUGGCAAAGUUCAAUGACUACAAAACAAUUUUCUCCUUAACUUCUAAUUAAUACUAUAGUCAUAGUAUUAUUAGAUCUGCAGAAAGCUAUAAAUCUUUAACACAGUCAAAAACUUCCCAUCUAAGUUUCUCUUAUGGGCAGUGUUCUUUUGGUUAGUAUUACCAAAAUAAGUCUCUGCUGCUUUUUCCAUGGUUGGAAAUGUUAGGAAAAUACUGAAAAUGGAUAUCUGUAAUAAUUUUCUGCAUGCACAAAAUUUAUGAUUUAUUAUGUCUGCCAAUUAAAAAGACUUCAGUGUGGCCCUUGUAUUUGGUAUCAUGUUUAGAAACAGUCAUCAAAAACUAAAUCCCAUAGUUCACAACUGCAUAAAAAUAUCUGGAGAGGAACUAUGUCAACGGUAGUUUUCCUGAAUGAUGAAAUUAUAAAUAUUUUAAUUCUACUUGUAGUUUCUUUUCAGUGAACAAUGUGUUAUUUUCAGGGGAAAAAAAAGAUUUUUUUGAAGAUGUAAAGUGAUACUGAAUUUAAAGGAACCUGAAUUGUAAGCACUGGUGUAACUUUUAAAAUCACCUUUAUUGCAAUGAUCAGAACAUAAUUUGGAAUGAUUUGAUCUAUUGGUUCUCUUAAGUAUGUGAUUUGGUGAAGACAGAAAUGAUUAGGACUUUUUCUUGUGAUUUUAUUGUGCAGAGGUUAAAGUGCAUGUGUUUUGUAGGCUUUCGGAUUCUAACUGUGUAAAAUGGGGCCGCUCUGUUUUAUGGGGUCGCUAUAAGGAUUCAAUGAAAUAAUGUUUGCAAAGCAUUUAGUAAUUAAUGGAACUGCUACUUAUUAGUUAAUAAUGAUAAUUUAUGACCAUAAUAUCUAGCUUGACAUUUUCUUUGCAAUGGCAGUUUCUAAAGGAAAAUAUUUCUCAACCAUCUAUUUGAUAUGUUAAUACUCUCCAGAGAGUUGGGACCCAAUAAGAGAAACACAGUUUUAUAAUAAAAUAUGUUACUAUUUAUAAAUGAUGUUAGAGUUAGAAACCUACAGUUUUAUGAAAAUUUUCUUAAACCCAGAAUUGCAAGUAAUAUCUUCCUCUGAGAGGGUCCACGCAUACUCACCCUGCACCCCAUUCCUGUUAAUACACUCGGAUGGUGCUCUACAAAAUCUUCAAAGUGCCUUCAUGCAUUUUGCCUCAUUGAGCUUCAAAGUAACCUAUGAGUCAGACAAAUAGAUGUUACGUCCAUUUUACAGAUGAGAAAAUGGCUCUAGAACAUUGGUGACCAUAUCUCAAGCUCUGAGAAUAAUGUUAGACACUGGAGUGGUGCCUGGCCCAGGCUGUCGCUGGACCAAUUUCGUGGAAUGACUAACAAGGUGAAUAGUGAGUGAUCUGUCUUUUAUUUUAAUACAGUCUCCUAAUUCCUACCUCUACUCCCAGAUGUAGAGUGAAGACAGACUGCAGAAUUUAGAGUACUUGCUUCUGUGAAUGCUUUCUUAAGCCUUUGUAGUAUUUACAUAGAGUAAAUUAAAUAGCCGAAUAUAUUGAGUGCUUAAUAUGUGCCUGUCACUUUUCUAAGUGCUUUUUAUGUAUUAACUCAUUUAAUCUUCAUAACAGCCUUCUGAGAGAGGUACAAUUUUCCUUAUUUCCCUGUCGAGGAAACUGAAACAGAAGAGUGAUAAGCCUUUCCACCAGUAUGUUCAAACUCCCGCAUUUAGGAAGUGGCCAGGCCUGGAUGAGUUGGCUGAACUACCAUGUUAAAUUGCCUCUCAAAAGUUAAUUUUUUAAAAAACAUGAAGCUUUUAAAUAUAUACUAAAUAAUAGUCAAUCUAAAGAAUCCAAAAAGUCCUAGUGAUGAUUGUUUUUGAAAUUUAACUUAAAUCCAUUUAACUGUAUUAGUUUUUGACUUUUCAUUAUACGUUCUUAUCCUUCAUGGCUGGAACGGUCUGUAUACUUUUGUUUCCCCAAAAAAUUUUAUGUACUAUUCUUUCUUAAAUUCAGAUGUUAUCCAGGAUUUUUCUUGGCAGAUGGAUGUAUUAAGGAAUUAAGUAGAUUUUCAAUGUUAGCUCCAACAAUGCUAUUUUAAUUGGUCUUCAAAAGGUAAUUAUAGGACCUUGUCAUAAGAAUAACUUAAUUCUUAGAACAGGACUGUCUAACAACCUAAGAAUCUUAGCCAUAUUUAAGAACAUUUUAAUAACCAAAGCAAGUUCUAGAAGCAUACAUAGUAUUUGGCCAGUCUUGUUAACACAUAAAGUUCUCUGCUUACUCGCUUCAUAAAUGACACUGGUAUGUAAGACCUCCUCCCCCGCCCCCACUCCAGUGACUCAAAUACAUGGGGUUUUAUUACAGUAAACCUCUUCUAGCAUUAGGUACUCAACGGAUGGAGUAAAAUGUUACCACUGUGACUCAAUAAUCAUCCAGGAACAAGAUUAUAAACAUCUUUCCAUUAAAUAGUUUGCAAAUUUAAAUUAUUAGAACUUGUUCAUUAUAACAAAAUCUCACUCCUGAAACCCAUACGGAAAUGUAAAACUUACAAGGUAGUUACCGUGUCCUGCCUUAGAAGUAGAAUUCACCAUUAAUCGCCAAGAUUUCCUCCUCUUCCUCCUGUGGCAGAGACAUAGUUUAUUUAAAUGAAGAAUUCACACCAACCAUAAAUCUCUAUUUUGUCCUGAAUAAUUAAGUUUGUUUUCCCCAUUUUCUUGGCAAUAGGGUAACAUAAAGAAUAGUGUUAUAAAUCAGGGGCUUACCGAUCUGUCUACAUGUGUUCAUUGACAGCCAACCUUGGCCCUUUUGCACAUCAGACCUACACGUUCACUGGCUGCUUCUGGCUUCCCGGCAGCCGGUCUGACCAGCCAAGGCCUGGGCACAGUGGGCCAGGAGGCAGCGCGAGGCAGCUUUUCCGAUUGCCACCCUUCUAUUUCCUAGUGUGCUCAUUGGGUUUCAUUAUUUUCAAAGGUUAGAGUUGAAUGGUGAAAACUCUAGAUCCUGGUUGUGGAAUGUUUGCCUAAUUAGAGUUGUCCUUUGUCUGGGGUGUCCCCCUUCAAGGCAUGGCACUUACAGGUACACCAAAGAGCAUUUUGUUCUGUCGAAAGCCCCAGCCAAAAAGAAUCACAAGUGUUUCCAAAUAUGCCUCCCUGCCUCUACCAGCAGCCAUGUGCUAAGAAACACUAAACAAGCACAAAUGAUCGCUAAACAACCAUAUACUCGGACCUUUUUGUGGCUUCCAGGGCAUGGUAUGAAUUCCUUCCUCUUCUAGAGCAACUAACAGACCUGCCGGUUUUCGGUGACACGGAGGUCAGCAAAAUUUGUUAAUGUUUAAAAACUUGGAACUAUGAGUUACAUGGACAAACAUAAUGUAUUGCCUUUGUUUUUAAUAUGCUUGGUUACAUACUUACAUUUGAAAUAAAGUGAAAUGAGACCUCAUAAUGCUGAGAAAUGGGGGGGAAGCCUUCAGAUUAAAUAUGCCCAGUUUAAACAGUAUUUUUAUGACUCUUUGGUGUGCUGUGCUCAUGAUAAAUAUCUUCUAAAAUAGAGAGCAAAACAGUAGUUGAUACAUUAUGGUAAUGAAGGAUAAAAAUAGACAUGUUCCUUUCUCAAAAUGUAGAAGGACUCUGCCAUGUAACAAUCUUCUAUUGUUAGAAUCUGUGAUCAUUAUUCCUUUUUUUUUUUCCCCCCCCUGUGGUCAUUAUUCUUAACCCCGCCAGAAUUACAAUCAUUCUGUGAGUAUGGACAGGACGAGCUGCCUGUUUUGUUCAUUAUGCUGUUCAAAACUAACAAGGUCUUGCUUGUAUAGAGUUGAAAUGUCUUGUCCAUGCAUGCCUCCAAUACUCAUCACCCAAAUUUACCUGUAAAAUAUAUACUUCCACUUCCUCUCCACACCUUAGUCUUCCCUCUCUUUAAAAACAAUGGUAGUUUCUGUAGAAGUUUCCGUGAGGAGCUAUGGUUCUGCAGCAGAAAGGUUUUGUUGUGGUAAAGUGUUUUUUCUAGAAUUCCUAAUAAUAUCUCGGUUUCCAGAGCAGAACAGUACCCCCUGGUGAUUUUAAGAUUAAUUUCUCUCUAGUUUGCAGUAUACAUACCUUCCUAGUUGUAUUUUACAUAGGUUAAUAUUUUUUUUAAGUUUGAAAUUCUGUUAAGGGUGCAUUGAGAACCAGUUUAGAAAUACUUUCAUUGCUGUAAUUACAUGUGGUUUGUGGACAAAUCAAAGUUUGCUGUGUGCUUGAGAUAUAUAUGUAUAAAACAGAUUUCCAAAUUGUAACAUUUCAUCAAUUUGUCAAAUUUUAGAGACUCAGACUCUCCCAUCUUUUGUGUGGAUAAGGUUGUGUUUUUAUUUUUGAAAAUAGAGUUGGUCUGCUGUGCUGACUUCGUAUCUGUCAUUCCAAAGGUUUGCUUAUUUUUUUCUCCAGAGAUAAAAAUGCAAUGAAAAUCCAAUUUAGAACUUCACAUAUUGAUAUUUCCGUCCAUACUCUAAUUCUAAAAAUGGUUGUGGUCUGCUUUUUUAAGUGUUUCAUGUAGGCAGAUUAAUAUAUUUUUAUAUAACAUUGUAUUUCUGCAUCUAUCUCCUGACUGUUUUCAGUGACGCUUUCCAGCGCAUGUGUUAACAGAAGACCAUUUGGAAUGAGUGUGCGCAACAGCCUUCACUACCAACCCGAACGAUGUGUAAUGCGUGUGGUUACAAAAGCAAGAAUGUAUUUAUACUCUAUACUGAAACCUAAUGCCUCUUUUCUAAAACUUUGCACAGUUUUUUUUCAUGAAAUAGAUUAAAUAUUUUCUCUCUAAA